Prorocentrum cordatum is the source of this 2166-nucleotide messenger RNA. The record is from the annotation of a GenBank genome assembly. NCBI's taxonomy places the organism in Eukaryota, Dinophyceae, Prorocentrales, Prorocentraceae.
AUGAACAUGACCGAGGGAACUUUCCGUGACUGGCCCGCGAUAAGCCCCAGGACGGCGCUGUGGGUUUUGAGGUUCCCGAAGGCCGAUCACGGGGGUACGCCUGUAGAUGAGCACGAGCGGGCCCGCCGCCCUUUGGAGCGCAUGGUCAUGGACUCCACGAACAUGGACGCGCACGUCUUGCUGGGCACGGAUCAGCUGCGCGGCAACGCGCGCGUGGCCCCGGCGCUGGAGGAGCGCGACUUGGCCCGCAAGAGCAAGAAUGGGCCCAAGGGCGGCAAGGGCUCCGGCGAGAAUGACGAGCGACCUCGGAGCGGGGGAUGGAGAUUGGCGCCCGUCUCCGCCAACUUGCCAAUCGGCCUGCGUUGCUUCCACGGCGGCGGGUCCAGCCCCUUCUUCUUGCCCAGCGAGUGCCGGGAAGCAUGCCCACGCGGGCACUACGUUGACCCGCGCUUCUUUUUCUCGCUGGCGAGCUACGCCGAUUGCCUCGCUGAGAUGUCCAAGCGCAAAAUGAUCUGCUUCCAGGCGGAGGGCCCCAGCAUCAAGCCUGUUGGUGUCUUCUGCGUGUCAAGUGAGAGCGACCGCCUGAGACUGGUUUUGGACAUUCGCGCGGCCAAUGCCCACUUCGCGGACCCGCCCGCCGCGGCGCUGCCCAGCGCCGCGGCCUUCGCCAACUUGGCGGCGCAGGGUGGCCGGGCGGUCGUCGCCGCGGGGGGCGUCGACGACGCCUUCGUCCGAUUGGGGGCGCCGGCCGGCUUCUGCAGCUACUUCAGGCCGCCGCCGAUCGUCAAACGGCACCUGGAGGCUCGCGGCGCCCUGGGCCCCCCCGCGGCCGGCCGCCCGCGGGCGCGUUUCAUCGCCCUGCCCGCGGGCUUCUCGCGGGCGCACCGCAGCCGGGCGCAUGGGCAACUAUGCUUCGCCGUCGGCGCGGGCGAGGCCGCCGCCGACCAGGCGCUCGACCGCGUCGCGUCUGCGCUCGAGAGCGCCAGGCUGCGGGCGCGCGUCCGGAGCGGGCCGCCGAGCUGCAGUUCCCUGGGCGCGGGGCUGCGGCGCGGGCGCCGGCUCGCCGGCAAGGGCAGGCAGGCGCGGAGGCUCCGGCACGCCGUCGCGCAGGGCCGCGCUUCAGGACAUUUCGUCCGCGCGCCGGUCGGCCAUCUGACCUGGGCGGGCGCAGUCGGGUUCGAGGCGCUGGGGCUGCUGGCGCUACCUGCGCCUUCGCGGCGCCCCGCGAUCUCAUCGCCCGCUGCGGUCGACAGCGCGAGCGCUGGCGCCGCCGCGUGGGCGGUGAACCUCGAGCGAGGCCGCCAGGGCUCGCUGAAGGCCAUCGGGGAGCCCCUCGAGUCGGCCUCGCUGGGGCACGCCCUGCCCGUGGACCAGCGCAAGAGAGUCAAGGACUUCGACGAGGUCCCAGCCGGGUUGCUCGACGCCAAGCCGGGCGGCUCGCCCGGCGCAGCAUGGCGGGCGCCGCUGGCCGCCCGAUUGCUGGGCGAGAGGCCGCCGUCGGGGCAGCUGAGCGCGCUGGAGACGCUGGCGGUGAGGACCAUCGCCGAGGCGCAGGGCCGCGGGAUCCCGCAGGAGUUCGUGUCGUUCUGCUCCCUGCAUCACCUGGGCUGGGAGGACUCCGGCCAGCUGGGCGCGGCGGCGACCAGGUCCCUGAACUUUCGGGCGGCGGGCGCAUCCAGCCAUGGUUCGUUGCGGCUGGCUUUGCUAGGCCACUUCUCGCUAGGCCUCCAGUGCUCGUGGAAGGAAGGCCAAGUUGCGCGCGCCGCGCGGAGCUCAGUGGCGCGGCAGGGGCGCGUGCCGGCGAUGACCAGGGCACUGCUGCCCGACUUCGCGGCCUCGGCACUGGCCGGCUUGCAGGCGAUCGGCGGGUGGCGGCGCAUGGCGGCGUGGAUUCUGCUUGCGUCAGGCUGCGAUUCGAGGCCCUUCGGCCCUUCGAGGUUCAAGGACUCCGCCUCCGCGGGAUCUUCGCAAGCGGCGGCCUCGGCGGGCAGCUGGGCUCUGUUCCUCCGCGCGACGUGCGGGGGGCGACCCAGCAAGACAGGCCUGUGCAACGGGGGCGUGUUGAUCGACCUCGACCAUCGCCGCUGGCCGCUGCUCGCCGGCCCGAAAGACGCGGCGGGCCUCGGCCAGAACUUUCGGGAUUUCACCCUGGCCGCGAUGCGCUAG